AUGGAAAGGUACACUGUUUAUCCACGUACUAUGCUAAUUCCGUCAAUGCUCAUCCUUGUACUCAUUGUUUGGGUAUCAUCGGCAACAGAUUACACGUAUGAUGAAUUCACAUACCCAGAUGAGUGUCCUGGAGCAAAAAAAAAUACAAACAGUUUUGGAACAGCAGUCCCUCUGACAAUUAUUGUAAAGAAAGAUUCACGAGAACGGCGAAGGGUUGUAGAUGCUGGACACUGUCAGGAACAUAACUAUUUUGAAAAGGACACUUCUUUAUAUUUCAAGGCUCAUGAGUUAGUGGGGAGAGGAAAUCAGAGCGAGUACGAGAUGAUGUACGCCAUAAGGGUAGGAAGGAAAGACCCAGUUCGUGCAAAUGAAAACCCCUUAAAAUAUCACCUCAAAAUGUGUCACGAAGGCGUCGGGAAACGAGGGACUGGCUUGGACUUCUCAACAAUGUAUUACGAAGAUCCUUUUCGAGUUGGAAGGAUGGUGGUAAAAAGAGGAGACGAGAUUGUAUUCGAGUACACGCCUCCUAAAGAUUGCUAUGCAACCGGUUCCUGGAUUGCUAACGAGGGAAUUUACCUGCUUGAUCCAGAAACUAACCAGUUCCACAUGAUCUAUUAUAACAUUUUCAUCGCUGAUAUUGUAACUUGA
Messenger RNA from Necator americanus (New World hookworm), 648 nucleotides. RefSeq lists its product as uncharacterized. The record is from RefSeq and is a predicted model, not a curated record. The transcript has 4 exons. Lineage: Eukaryota; Metazoa; Nematoda; Chromadorea; Rhabditida; Ancylostomatidae. Bases 1 to 648 code for a protein of 215 amino acids.